This is a messenger RNA of Anolis carolinensis (green anole), 1718 nucleotides long. RefSeq names its product visinin like 1 (gene vsnl1). Gene Ontology annotation, molecular function: calcium ion binding. Lineage: Eukaryota; Metazoa; Chordata; Lepidosauria; Squamata; Anolidae. The coding region runs from base 278 to 853 and encodes 191 amino acids. The record is from RefSeq and is a predicted model, not a curated record. The transcript has 4 exons.
CGAGCGAGCGAGCAAGCGAGCGCGAGCUAGAGCGCGAGCGCCUGCGCACGGCGGCGCCAUCCUGCCGAAGGGGAGCCUUGAAUUUCCUCGGGAUUCCGGCGCUGCAGUGCAGAGCCCAGCCGAGCCAAAGGCAGGGACGCCGCCGCUGCCUCUUUCGCUCCAGCCACCCCAAAGGGAUAUUUAUUUCAUUUGUCCUGCUUACUCUUGAAAUCCGCAGCGCAGAGUUUCAGCCUUUGCUUGAAGGGGGACAGGCGAAAAGCAACACCAAAACUGCAUAAUGGGGAAACAGAAUAGCAAGCUGACUCCUGAAGUGAUGGAGGAUCUGGUGAAGAGCACAGAGUUUAAUGAGCAUGAACUCAAACAGUGGUACAAAGGAUUUCUAAAGGAUUGCCCUAGUGGGAGACUGAACCUAGAUGAGUUUCAACAGCUUUAUGUAAAGUUUUUCCCAUAUGGAGAUGCUUCAAAAUUCGCCCAGCAUGCAUUCAGAACCUUUGAUAAAAACGGCGAUGGAACCAUCGACUUCAGAGAGUUCAUUUGUGCACUCUCCAUCACUUCCAGAGGCAGUUUUGAACAGAAACUAAACUGGGCCUUCAAUAUGUACGACUUGGAUGGAGAUGGAAAAAUCACACGGGUAGAGAUGCUGGAAAUUAUAGAGGCCAUUUAUAAAAUGGUUGGCACUGUGAUCAUGAUGAAAAUGAACGAAGAUGGCCUCACACCGGAGCAACGGGUAGACAAGAUUUUCAGCAAAAUGGAUAAGAACAAAGAUGACCAGAUCACACUGGAUGAAUUCAAAGAAGCUGCAAAGAGCGACCCUUCCAUCGUAUUACUCCUGCAGUGUGACAUUCAGAAAUGAGGAGUUUGUGUCAAACACUUUCAUGGACUGCACAAAAAGUUUAAAUGUUCCAUUCGGUUUGCAGCUACUUCCACACAUACACACACACAUACACACACAAAACAAACAAAACUUGCUUGGGACUACCUAUCAAUGGACUUGCUUCUUGUGUUUGAAACACUUGUGUGCAUGAGAAUGUCAAUUGCUACAGAAUUUUAAAAGUAUAUAUUAUAAGAAAAAUAAUUAUUAUACCACAAUGUGAUGUUUGCAACGUCAUUUCAUAAGUCCUAUUCCUCCGAUGCCUGUGCAGCAUUGCCGUGCUGCGGUGAAUUAUACUAUUUAUUGUUCAUGUUUUACUGAUGCUAGCUAUAUGUCUCUUAAACUGGGUAAUGUUAGUGACAACUGAAACCCCCAUGGUAGUGUACAAAUCAGUUCAUUAGCAAAUCUGUCACCAUCCUGCUGUAUAUUAAUAGUGGACAGACUGAGGGAAGCACCUCCCUCCAUUCAUUUAGUGUCUGAUCCAGACAUGUGCUUGUACUGUCGGUGAAUAUAAAUGUACUUCAUUUGCAUGACUUUUAGGUUUGCCUUAAUUCUUACCUCAUUGCAUCCUUUCUAUCAGAAAGAAGCAGCAGCACUAUUUCAGAGGAAUGAAGUAUACGACAAAAUUUGGGAGAGAGAAAAAAUCUAACCCUGCUAAAGUGUUCCCUCAGUCAAAGCUAACAUACAAAUAUAUAUAAUAUAAAUAUAUAUACAAAACACAUUUAAAAUACUGUUUUAUUGGAAGUUUGAAAUGUUUUGUUGAGAGUGUAUUACUUUCUGCUUGAAAUUUUCAUAAGCUUCCAAAGAGGUUGCGAUCAAUGUCCCCAAAUAAAUUUAUAACAUUUGA